This is a messenger RNA of Hyaloperonospora brassicae, 903 nucleotides long. The record is from the annotation of a GenBank genome assembly. NCBI's taxonomy places the organism in Eukaryota, Oomycota, Peronosporomycetes, Peronosporales, Peronosporaceae.
AUGGCGAAACUUUUAGAUGGCAAAGCGUGCAGCAAAGCGAUUGAGGCGGAGCUCGAGGACUUGAUCCCGACUCUCCGUGUGACGCCGACGCUCGCGCUUUUGCUCGUUGGCAGCAACCCGGACUCGAAGACAUACGUGCGGCUCAAGAAGAGCGCGUGUACCCGCGUUGGAAUCACGCCCCAAGUGCACGAGCUGUCCGAGUCCGUUGCAUUUGACGAACUGCAUGCUCUCAUUGAGAAGCUCAAUGCUGAUGCCGCCGUUCACGGCCUUCUGCUCCAGCUGCCUCUACCCGCGCACCUAAAGUCUCACGAGGCGGAGCUACUGGAGACCAUCAGUCCUUUCAAAGACGUGGACGGACUCCAUUCGUACCAUUUUGCGCGACUGACAGCGCAAAGGACAACGGAACACACAGCCGGAGAAAAGGAGGAGUUGUACUUGCGGCCGUGCACACCCGCGGGCUGUUUGGAGCUUCUGGCUCGCAACGGGAUUGAACUGGAGGGCAAGGACGUGGUUGUCAUUGGCCGUGGACAACUUGUUGGGCUGCCGCUGUCGCUCAUGCUACUGGCUGCAAAUGCCACAGUGACGAGUUGCCACUCGAAGACCAAGAAUCUGAAGGACAAGGUCCAACAAGCUGACGUUGUGUUCGUGGGCACCGGUCAGCCUGAACUCGUCAAGGGCGACUGGCUCGCAGAGGGAGCGGUGGUCGUGGACGUCGGGAUCAGCUACGUGGACGACGAUUCCUGCCCAAAGGGGUACAAGAUUCUGGGCGAUGUUGACUUUGCUGCCGCUAGUGCGCGCGCCUCAGCCAUCACGCCUGUUCCUGGCGGUGUCGGACCCAUGACGGUUGCCAUGCUUUUGCGGAACACGGUCGAGUGCGCCAAGUUUGCAGCCCUGACCAACUGA